UUUUACUUCACUACAUUUGAGAGGCUGAGGGUUUAUUUUUUUUAAUCAAGUUCAUAAUUUGAGCAAACAAAAAUAUACAUAGAAAAACAGCUAUCAGUUAAAGGUUGUAUAGAGGAUUUUCCAAGGAACGAGAAAUCCAGCGACUGUUUGUCCUUUUUCAAAUGUUGCGCAUGCGUGAAACCACCCCCCCUCCCCUACAGCUCCCUACGUAGAAACGCCUUCUCCCGCCUCCUCUUUACGCCAGAAACAGGUUUGUUUACAGCCGGUGAGCUGCACAUGACUUGUAAACAACUAACUACAGUGUUGGUUAGGCAAGGCGGAGAAGUGAGGAGCGGGGUGAGCGGGUGUGCGGACAUUUCGUUCGCGGACGAGAAGUGAGGAGCAGGGAGAAGAGGGGAGCAGGGAGAGGAGAGAGGAGAGGGGAGCGGUGCGCGGAGAUUCCGUGCCCGGAGAAGUGAGGAGCAGGGGGAAGAGCGGAACGGGCAGCGGGAACAGGAGCAGGAAAGGGGAGCAGAGAAGAGUGCGCGGAGAUUCAGUGCGAAUGAACUAGCUACAACACGCAGCAGCAAGCGGACUCUUUCUUUGCCUUGAAAAUUACGUUUUCAGACAUAGGAUAUCGCUUUCGUGUCCUGAAAAACGUUUGACUAGCUCUUGGAAAUAAAGUACGUUUUCAUAAUAAGCAGAAGUUACCUGUCCAGGAGUAAUUUGGCGACCAGUGCGUCAGUCUUUAGACCCUGCGUCUGCUUCAGUUGCGCCAUCGCUGGAAUGAAUCUUCAAGAAUCACCUUAGUUUGGCUUCGCUGCUUUUCCCCUUGUCUUCUUCUUUCAGCGACCUCAAAAACGGACUUUCUUUUGCGGCUAACUGCUCCUGGAUUCUUGUCUGCCAUUGCAACAAACUUUGUGCUAACUGCGAGGAAGAUAUAGGUCAAAAAAAGCCGCUAAGAACUGUUGCGUUGGUGGAGUAAACAGCGUCUGUGCGUCUUGCGUCUGUGGACUGCGUGACAGGCGUACGUAAACCACGUACCGGCUGGCGCGCAGGCAAGUCAGUUACGCUAGAAACGUAGGGAGAUUGAUUGACAGCCUGUCAGCUAACAGAUAACGAGGCAAUGUCGUUAUCUAUUGGCAAAUGUUUAGCUGGCCCCACCACGUCCAGAGUUGAUGAAUUUUUAUUCUCUUUUUUUUGGUCAUCAUAAUUACAAGGCUACUGCACCUCUAUAAUGCUAUCAUUGACAACUUGAAACAAAAAAAACAAAACAAAAAAUCCUCCAUACAACCUUUAAUUUGUCUGCACAGAAUGGGAAUGGGACCAGAAGGAAAGCAGGUUAAAGAACAGCUAGCAAAUAAAAGGUACCUGCAGUGUCCAGCAGCAAUGACAGUGAUGCAUCUUAGAAAGUUUCUCCGCAGUAAAAUGGACAUCCCAAACUCCUAUCAGGUGGAUGUUAUGUAUGAAGAUGAACCUCUGAAAGAUUACUACACAUUAAUGGACAUAGCCUAUAUAUACACAUGGAGAAGGAAUGGUCCGCUUCCCCUCAAGUAUCGGGUCAGACCCAGCUGUAAGAAGAUGAAGGUGAGUCACUCGGAGCAGGACGGGCAGAACAGCACCGGCAGAUCGGGGCCAGACAGUGACUCUGCCAGCGACAAAGCGCGUAGUCCCACCGGGGCUCCGUCCACGUCCUCUUCUCUGCCGAGUCCCGCUACAGCGACGCAGUCUCCGCGUCCCCUGCAGACCACGCACGGCAAUAACAACGUGAACGGGACGUCAAUAACUGCACCACCCGCCCCCAGCCGCUCUUUUACACAGUUUCCCAGCGGGAACAGCGGCGCCAACAAACCGAGGAAGGUUGCACUGAACGGAUCGUCUUCUGGAUGGCUCCCCGAAGAGUCGUCGCCUGAUCCAGUUUAUAAUUUUAUGCCAACCUAUAUAGCGGUGUAGACAACGAUGUUCUUUUUUCCCCCCUCAAUUUGUUGUUAAUAUAUUAUCACAUCUUAAGUUUAUACUGGAGGGAUCGGAUACAUUUCAAAAUAAACUAUUUAAGGACGUUUUUUACUGUUGGAAAUUCAAAAUCAAAGACUGUAAAAACUGAAAAAAAACAUGGGAAAAAAGGAUGAGCAAAGCUGUUAUUUUACAGUGACUGAAGUUCUAUUUGUUUUGUUCAAAUUAAACGUAUGUCAUUGCAAAUUCAUCCAUGUGCUUAACAAGCUUAAGAUGAUACGUGCAUGCUUUUGUUAUCUCUUGGUUUUUAAAGCUUUUAUAGCCUACUCUUUUAAUAUGCAUUUACGUAAUCUUUAGAAAUCUUAAACGUAGAGGAAAGCCAUUAAGGAAUUUGUAUUAUGAGAGAACUUGUACAGGGAGGUUUGCGUCAAGACGGUUAAAAAUGAGGCUUUUAUGCGAGAAAAGUUUGCCUUCACAUCAGCAGUGCUUUGUAAAAUUUGAUUUUUAUCCAUGUUGUUUUAGCUGAUUUUCAAAAACCAGCUGUUAAAAAAAAAAACAAAAAACAAAACACACACACAAAACAAAACAAAAACAACAACUAUUAUUUAAUCAUGUUAUUCUUUUCUUCUGUUCUCAAAGACUGGGGCUGCUCAGUUUCAUAUUCAUUAUGAUGUUUUAAUGUCUCUCGUGUUUAUUCGCUCGAUUGUAUGGACAACCUGUUGUAUUGUUACUGUUGCACAGUAUAAAAACAUCUAAAUAAACAUUUUACACGUAUUCUUUCCUGAAUAUGGAAAAAAUAUUAAAACCAAUGACUUGCAUGCAAAAGUCAAACGCGGAGAGCCAACGCCAUGAUGGCGUCCUAACAUUUAACGUUAGAUUUCUUUUCUCCCGCUAAAGAAUUUAAUUGAAGAAAAAAAAAAAAAAAAAAAGAGUUCAACUAAUAUGACGUUAAAUCUUUUUAAAAUUGUGUAACUUUGCAUUACCUGAGAAAGACGGGCGUUGGGCAAAAGGCAGCUUUAGCAAGGCAAGGCUUUUCAUAGCAUUACUGAUUUAGUCAACUGCAAAAUAAUAACACACUCAACAAGCUAGCCCCAUAAUAUAGCAACAAAAACUGUUUUAACGAUACAAUAAAAUUUUACAUGUUGGUCAGUCCAAAUGUUUGUUAGUUGUACUUGACUAUCUACGUGGAAAGCAAAUAGCUAGACAGCAUGUUUAUGUUGGCUAACAUUGGAAACCCAAGCGAUACUCAAACUGACCAAAUUAUGCAAUUUAGCCUAAACCGGCAAUUGACCAAAGUAUACCAGCUUUCCCCAGACUUUAGACUGAUUUUGAAGAAUAAAUAAAAAUAAAUUAAAAUCAGACAAACCUUUGUAGCAAGGUAAAGUUUCCACAAAUUUGAAAUGGCAAAAAAAAAAAAAAAAAAAAAAAAAAAUCAACGAAGUAAGAUGCGCGCGAAACGGGAAAUUAGCUGACAUUUGUUUAACAGCUAUAAUGUUAAUAACGUG
Molecule: messenger RNA, 3437 nt
Organism: Boleophthalmus pectinirostris (great blue-spotted mudskipper)
Lineage: Eukaryota; Metazoa; Chordata; Actinopteri; Gobiiformes; Gobiidae
Product: polycomb complex protein BMI-1-A-like
Exons: 4
Coding region: 1294-1932 (212 amino acids)
Biological process (GO): negative regulation of transcription by RNA polymerase II
Cellular component (GO): PRC1 complex
Molecular function (GO): promoter-specific chromatin binding
Source: RefSeq, a predicted model, not a curated record